Molecule: messenger RNA, 3234 nt
Organism: Ictalurus furcatus (blue catfish)
Lineage: Eukaryota; Metazoa; Chordata; Actinopteri; Siluriformes; Ictaluridae
Gene: mkks
Product: MKKS centrosomal shuttling protein
Exons: 5
Coding region: 140-1837 (565 amino acids)
Biological process (GO): developmental process; protein folding; intracellular transport
Cellular component (GO): kinociliary basal body; cytoplasm; nucleus
Molecular function (GO): ATP binding
Source: RefSeq, a predicted model, not a curated record
AAGAAGACGCAGAAACGUCAACACUGCUGUUUAUUCUUCACAGCUGCAUGUUUUGCCUUGAUUAACCUUUACAACUAGCUCAUCAAUUAUAAUGCGAUAUAAUGUAAACAGUUACAGUUUGUAAACCUGCUGUGAAGCAAUGUCUCGUGUUUGUAAGAAAAAGCCCUCAGUGUGCACGGAUGACCCUCUUAGUAAUGAUGAGAUGUGCCACAAAAUAGCAGUAAUGAGGCACGCGCUGAACUCUUGCUAUGGCCCACGUGGCAGAUUAAAACAAAUCCACAACAGUGUCGGGGGACAUGUUCAGACCACAUCCACCUCAGCUGUACUGCUCAAAGCCAUGACUUUCUCCGAGCCGCUGCUCAAACUGAUCACUGCAGCCAUCUUGGAUCACACCGCGAGAUUCAGCGACUGCGGGUUGUUUACAGGAGUCUUUUGCCUUGGCCUCAUUGAAAAUGGCAAGCGGUUGGGACUCGGGUCUGCUGUAGCAAGUCGGGUGUAUAAAUACUUGUUAGAAGUAUGCAAUGGGUAUCUCAGCGCAGACGGCUGUGACUGUAAGGUUCACGUAGACUUCAGCAGCAUUCGAUCACUCAUCGCUUUAGCUCAUACUGCGGUCACUAGCAAACCAGCCUGCAUGCUCAACCAUGAUGAAUUACAACAUAUCGCCUCUCUGAUUGUGCAUGCCUUCCUUCAGUCUGUUCCUCCGGGUUCAGCAAACACCUUUGGAAGAACGCUGGUGGUGACCUUAGAAGGACAGCCGGUGAGCGAUUCUGCUGUUUUCCCUGGAUUACUAGUCGAAGUGCCCAUUCUGCAGUCGGUGGAUCUGAAGAACCAUAAUCCAGGUCCCGAUAAGAUAGUGUUAUUUUGCGCAUCUCUGUCAGGUGACUGCUCUGAAAUUGGAGAAGCAACUUUAGAGAUCCAAGUGGGAAUAAAUCCAGAGACGGCCAUCUUGGAGCAGUUGAUGAAACUUGGAGAGCGAGUGGUUCAGGACGGUGUUGGAGUGUUUGCAUGUCAGAAGGUGAUUCACCCUGUGCUGCAGCAGUACUUGAAGGAACGUGGACUGGUGGUCAUCGAGAGACUCGGACUUGCCCUACUGGAGCCACUUGCCCAAAUGACAGGCGCUCUGAUUAUGGCAUCUAUCUGCUCCCCAGUCCCAGCCAAAGCAUAUGGACAGAUCGGGGGACUCCAUCUGCACCGAAUUGGAUCUAAAGAGCUUCUCCAGCUCCUUCCUUCUGGAGAGGCAGCCGUUAACACAGUGGUGCUCUGUCACAGGAAUGAAACGAUGUUAGAGGAGCUCAAGGUGACAUUUCAGAGAGCAGAGCAUGUACUGCGACUGACUCUUAAGGAGCCUUAUGCACUAAUUGGAGGAGGCUGUACAGAGACAGUGCUGUCUGCUUACAUAAAAUACAUGAGUGAGUCUAAGGCCAGUGAAGCAGCCUCGGCUCUAAAGUGCUCACGUGCGGAGUUUCUCCUCGCUACCGAGGCGUUCUGCUGCUCUCUGCAGUCUGUGGCUCUUUCUUUAGACCAUGAUGACCAGCACUUCCUCAUGGACUUGACUCAUGCUCAUUGCUGGGUUGCAGAAGAGGAUGCACACUCACAAACCACAACCUUUCACGCCUGCAACUGUGGUCUGGUAAAGGAAAAGGCAGAUCUGGAGAAGAUCUUUCUUAAUAUUCCUCUAAAGACAGCAUAUCACUCCUUCCUGCCAGCGCGAAUCAAAUCUGAUGUUCAGCCAGAACUGUUGGACUCGUUCACUGCCAAACUCAAUGCCUUGAAUGUUGCUGUAGAGACAGCUGAUCUUGUGCUCAGUGUAAAAUAUAUUAUUAGGGAUGUGAAUUAAUUGGGGAUAUUUGUAAAUGAGUUUAAUAUUUGAUAUGACACUUGGCAAACAAGGCAGCCCUGUGGUAGUUCCUGUAUCUAAACAUUAGAUGGAGACAUUCAUUCUGGAGAAGAUUACAGCUCAGUCCCACUUUGGCAUUCUGUGAAUCCAAACUCUGUAUUUUUUUUUCUUUGAAAUUAGUAUUUAUAACAAAAGAAAAUAUUAGUAUUUAUGGGGACUUUGAUGUCAUGUCAACUAUUAUCUUUGUAUUUUAUUUUAUUAUUUGUCUUUUAUUUAUUUAAAUUAUAUAUUGGCACAGAGUAUUAGUGCAAAUGCCAUGCCCAGUUGAGUUUCCCAAAAGCUUCCUUAAUGCCCAAGAAGCAUUUGGUUGUUUUUUAUGCAGUUCUAUGCAUAUGCAGUUCCAAACUAAGGCUCAGUUUUAUGUAGUUGCAUUAAAAACUCUGAAUUGUGAUCAGAGCGAUAGUGUUACCACUUUAAUUUACAGUCAGCUGCAGAAUUAUUUGCACCUUUGGUAAAGAUAGGUAAAAUGGUUAUGGAAAAAUGUCUUUGUGAUUAGUUUCAAACUAUAGUUUUCAUUUAUAUAUGUCUAUCUGUAUAGAUAGAUCGAUAGACAGACAGACAACAGUGUCACACUUUGAAGGUCUGAUGUUUUUUUUCUUUUGGACUCUCCUCUUCCUUCAGGUGAUUGGGGUGACCAUAUCAGAAGCUUGAUUUAGUCAUUCAACCAUUUUUUGCAUUUGUGUGUGUGUGUGAGGGGGCGGGGAAAUCCUGUGGAUGAUCCAGCUGACCUAGUUGUAGCUUCUUGGAAGAGGCAGCCAUGUUUUCAUUUAAACUCUCUUGGUACUUCAUGGAAACUGUGAUGUCAUGUACAGUAUCCUAACAAGGUUCCCAGAGGUUUCCCUUCAGAGGAACGGCAGUCCCGUAACAUCAAAUAUCCCCUAUUACACUUAACAGCGGGGAUUAGGGUCUUUUCUGGUUAUCCAAUUUUCGUUUUUACACCAAAACAAAAAGCUCUAUUUUUGUCUUAUCUGACUGUAGAACUUGGUUUCAGUUUUUGCUUAAGUUAGAUGAAAAAACAUUUUUUUCUGAUUUUUACAUAAAGUAAUUAUCUAUAAAAGAUAACUAUUUAAAAGUUAUGUUUAAUUGUUAAAAGUUAAACUGCCAAUAACGUGAAAAUAUAGCCAGAGGAAAAAAAGAGACUUCUCUUGAUAUAACGUAAAUGAUAACAGCAACUAACUUGUUUCACAGACAUUCCACAACAUGAAGUGUCACAAUAAAUUGAUUUUCUUUAAAAGUCUGAUGUCAUUUUUGGCAAGUUGUUGUGAUAUAAGAGGAAUAAAACACUUUGGAAAGUACUGUUAUAGGAAAAUAAUGAACUUCUGGGUGGUAAUAUACCU